Tachysurus vachellii is the source of this 1025-nucleotide messenger RNA. It is a transcript of the gene msrab, whose product is annotated as methionine sulfoxide reductase Ab. Gene Ontology annotation, molecular function: peptide-methionine (S)-S-oxide reductase activity. Gene Ontology annotation, cellular component: cytoplasm. The coding region runs from base 35 to 763 and encodes 242 amino acids. NCBI's taxonomy places the organism in Eukaryota, Metazoa, Chordata, Actinopteri, Siluriformes, Bagridae. The record is from RefSeq and is a predicted model, not a curated record. Gene Ontology annotation, biological process: cellular response to oxidative stress. The transcript has 6 exons.
GUAGCAACAGGUUCGACUUGACAACCAGGAAGUCAUGUUUGUUUAUCUCGGGAAAAGUGUAAGCAAGACAAUUGCGCGUUUUUUUAUUCUAAGGAUCUCGGUAGCGAGCUUAAGCAUGGGAAGCAAGUCGGUUUUGCCCACAAAAGACCAAGCUUUGAAAGGCAGAGAGGAGAAAAUGGUCGUGGCAGCGAAACAUGCAGCCACGGGGAAGCCCACAGUGGAGCCAUUUCCUGUUGGGACAGAGACGAUCAUGUUUGGUAUGGGCUGUUUUUGGGGUGCAGAGAGACGAUUCUGGACUAUUUCUGGAGUGUUUUCUACUCAGGUGGGAUACGCAGGUGGAUUCACCCCCAACCCCACCUACAAGGAAGUGUGUGCAGGUCUGACGGGUCACACAGAGGUGGUGCGAGUGAUCUACACUCCUAAAGACGUGGGCCUGGAGAAACUGCUGAAGGUGUUCUGGGAGAGCCAUGACCCCACUCAAGGUAUGGCUCAGGGAAAUGAUAAAGGUACACAGUAUCGCUCUGCUAUCUACACAUACAGUCCAGAACAACUGGAGCAAGCCAUGAAGAGUAAGGAGGCCUACCAGCAGGCUCUGAAGCAGAAAGGGCUGGGUGAGAUCACAACAGAAAUCAGACAGAACACUGUCUUCUACUAUGCUGAGGAUUACCAUCAGCAGUACCUGCACAAAGUGCCUAAUGGUUACUGCGGGUUAAAGGGCACCGGGGUCUCCUGCCCUUUCAGCUCCAACAAGGACGAACUUUGACUCAGAGGCCACUGGGAAGCAUGAACGCUUUUCUUACUCAGGUGUUUACUUCGUAAACACCUGAGUAAGGCAUGAGUGAGCACUAGUGUGUGUGAAAAUCAAUACAGGCUGAUGGUAAUUAAUUAAAUACAGGGAAUGUAUAAUGCAUGAAUAAUUGUAAAAAAAAAUAUACAAUAAUAAUAAAAAAAAUAUAUUUUUAUGCAAAACAUUUGGAAUCUUUUGUGCUGUGUGCUCUAAACAAAUAAAGUCAGUUUUAAAGGGA